AUGCUCUCGCUCCCAUCAUCGCAGACCGCUCGCGGGGACGCUGCUGGCACGGACCCAAAUAACCAGGGCUUCUGGGGCAUGUUGACCCCUCAACGCACCAAAGCCCUCAUCGCUCGCGAGAGCAACGUCGCCGUCCGCGAGGCCGAAGUCGCGCGUCGCGAGGCUGAGAUGCUCGCUGGCGCCCCCGGCGGCGUGGUCGCGUCCCCCAGCCCAGUUAGCUGCCCACCUUGUCCUGCGUUUGUCGAGAAGGUCGCCGAGCCGAUCCAGACCGUCAUCAAGGAAGUCGUGAAGGAGGAGUCGUUGACCCCGCCCGGGUGGUGGGACCAGGCGCGUGUUCGCGCCGAAGACAUCCUCGACCGUGAACUCAAGAUCGCCGAGCGCGAGCGCGAGAUCAGCCGACGCGAGGAGGCGGUCAACAGGCGCGAACACGACGCGUCUCGUCGCGAGAGCUGGAUCAUGGAGCAACUAGUUGCCUUGAACAGCGACGAGCCGGUUGUCGAAGAAGAAUACGUCCAGUACGAGCCAACUAACGCGAGACGGAAACCCAAGGUACCCCCGCCCCCGCCUAUUCAGCGCCGCUCCGAGCUCUGA
This is a messenger RNA of Fomitopsis serialis, 591 nucleotides long. RefSeq lists its product as uncharacterized. The record is from RefSeq and is a predicted model, not a curated record. The transcript is spliced from 2 exons. NCBI's taxonomy places the organism in Eukaryota, Fungi, Basidiomycota, Agaricomycetes, Polyporales, Fomitopsidaceae. Bases 1 to 591 code for a protein of 196 amino acids.